UGCUUCCUGCCUGCCUGCCUCGCUCGCUCGCUCAGUGAGAGAGAGAGAGACAUCGAGAGAAAAUCCCUGUCUAGGCAUGGACCUCCGGCUGCAGCAGUCGGCAGCUCGAGAGGAAUGACAACAGCUCACAUGGUCAUUAACUCCAGUCGCUGAGGCUGAGGGGAGAGCAGCGCUGUAAAGCCAAGUGUCACAGCAGCGCCGGGUGUUUCUAUGAUUGGGGCAGCAGACAAGACAGCAGAGCCACGGGACACGAGUAAAACGAGAUCACAGACAGAAAGUGCCUUGUGAGACUGCAGCUCUACUUGAAGAUUACCGGGCUCUUCUUCAGAUUUUUCCCUCUUCAGUCGUGACAGGACGUCGCUCAGCUGCAAACUCCUGCGCUCAGUUUGAAGAAAAAGGUGGAGCUGCUGCACUGCUGGCUUAAGUGCCAAAGCGCAUCAAGAGAAGGUACUGAAGAUUUGUUGUCCUACAUUGUGCCAUUGCACCUCAAAAUAGCCCCACAGCCGACCUUGCACAGAUACCAUCACUCAUAAAAAGGACAUUUGAAGACAUUGCUACAAACAAAAGCGUUUGGCUCCAAGAAUGCCCCCUCUGCCUUGUCAGAGGUUGUCUCCUGAGACUCACUGAUUGAUGAUCAAUUAGCUUUUUUGACUGAUAAACUCCACAGCAGUCCCAUGCUCCGGUCACAUACAGUUUUUCAGUCCAUUACCUCCUCUAUCCUGUCCUCAAGGACAAACCUCAUUCACUGACCUGACGCAGAUCCUUCACAGCUACAUGUCCCAUCACUUUUAGCUGCUGUGUGUUUUUAUUUUUUUAACUGGGACACUCUAAAAAAGCCCCCCCCCUCCCCCCAGAGGAUUGUCUCCUCUUUAAAUCAAGUGGCGCCACUCCACCCCAGCUGCCGACAUGGCUCUAAACAUUGCCUCCAUACGGGACACAAAAUGGCUGACCCUGGAAGUGUGCCGGCAGUUUCAGAGAGGGACCUGUUCGCGCAGUGAUGAGGAAUGCAAAUUUGCUCACCCGCCCAAGAGCUGCCAGGUGGACAAUGGGAGAGUGAUUGCAUGCUUUGACUCGUUAAAGGGCCGCUGCACGCGAGAGAACUGCAAAUACCUUCACCCGCCCGCUCAUUUGAAGACCCAGCUGGAGAUCAACGGCAGAAACAACCUGAUCCAGCAGAAGACGGCAGCCGCCAUGUUGGCUCAACAGAUGCAGUUCAUGAUCCCUGGCACCACCAUGCAGCCUGUGCAGACGUUUCCAGUCAGCCAGGGCCUGAGCUCCAGCGCAGGUUUGAGCUACACACCUUACCUGACUCCCAUGUCCCACAGCAUGGGCCUGGUGCCCACAGACAUCCUGCCAAGCACACCCGUCAUCGUCCCUGGGAGCCCACCCGUCUCUGUGACUGCCGGCUCCUCCUCCAACCAGAAGCUGCUCCGUACAGACAAGCUGGAGGUGUGUCGUGAGUUCCAGCGGGGCAACUGUGCCCGCGGUGAGACCGACUGCCGAUUCGCCCACCCGAGUGACAGCCCCAUGAUCGACACCAGUGACAACACAGUUACCGUCUGCAUGGACUACAUCAAGAGCCGCUGCUCCCGUGAGAAGUGCAAAUACUUCCACCCGCCGGCACAUCUGCAGGCCAAGAUCAAGGCAGCCCAACACCAGGCCAACCAGACAGCUGUGGCCGCGCAAGCUGCCGCCACGGCUGCAGCCAUGACUCAAUCGACUGCCAAAGCAAUGAAGCGACCCCUCGAGGCAACUGUAGACCUGGCAUUCCCCCACGGCGUCCUCCAGCCCCUACCAAAGAGACCAGCACUUGAGAAGAGCAAUGGAGCCAGCUCCCUGUUCAACCCCAGUGUUUUGCACUACCAGCAGGCGCUGGCCAAUGCACAGCUCCAGCAGCCUGCUUUCUUUCCCACAGGGUCAGUCUUGUGCAUGACUCCUGCUAGCAGUCUUGUCCCAAUGAUGUACAGUGCUACGCCUGCUACUGUCUCUGCAGCAACAACUCCUGCCACAAGUGUCCCCUACGCAGCAACAGCACCAGCCAAUCAGAUCAUCCUGAAGUAAACAUCGGGAAGGAAACGGAGUGUCACGAAACUGCACUAGGAAACCCAAAACAGCCCCUGUGUAAAUACUACCUUACCUCUCCCAUAGAGGUCCAGCAACCUGCAUGCUAAGAGUGUAAUACUUCAAUUUAACCGUAAGAACUGCAGUGCCGGUGUAACACACAAACACACACACAGAAAAAAAGAUAUAUACUGUAUGUAUUGCUAGAAAAAACUAUUAACACGAAAAGGUCAAAAAUAUUCUUAUGUACAGAGCUACAUAACCCACUAUAGAGGUCAUUUUAACAACCCAAAGUACCGUGGAUCCCCCUCUCUUUCAUAUUUAUUCUGCUGCAUAACGUUCACCCUUUGGUAAGAAAGUAAGAAGCCUGAUUUGCACUGUAUGAACAGUAUAGUGCUUAAGGAGGAGUACAGAGUGUGACAGAAAACCCGUGCACAACAGCGCUUCUCUUUCUACAAAAUUCAAUGUCCUUGGGGCAGACAGGUUCAUGUUUUUUUAAUGCGGAUUGUCCUUUGCUCACCUGAUGCUGUUAAGACGCCAUGAUGAAGCUUUCCCCCUCUAUUCCUCUUCGCCAAUUCCAGAAACACCUUGCCAAAGCUCUAAAUAACAUAAAAAAAAACAAAACAGCCAGACUUGAUCUCAUUUCCUCCUCUUUUGCCAUUGCUAAAGCUACUCAUACACAACGAACCCUUUAUUUGUUUUUGAAAGAUUGUGCACGGAUUUUUGCAUGUUCGUCUGGGUAAGAAAGCACCCAGAAAGUCAACGCCAUUACUGAAAAUAAAAAGCCUAAAGGCUCAAGUCUGUGCCAAGGGCUUUCCAAAGCUUGAGGGUUUUGUUCCAGACAUACCAAGCCUUGUUGUGUGCGUGCAUGUGUAUUUGGAGACUGAUGGUCUGCCGGCAGACUGGGACUUGGAGCGAUGUGGUGACGACACCAGGAGAGGUUUUGGUCAGUGUCGGGGCAAGGGACUUAAGUGCUAAGACUUUUAAAAAACACGGUGCAUUUGACGAUGUUCGUCAAGCAAAAGAUGACUUGAACUUCGACUGGAGGGCUAUCUGUGACCGUCGGUUGUCCUGUCCAACCCUACUAUCACCGAUAAUCCUGUUCCAUUUUAGAAAAAAACUGUAGAAGUGCCUAAAAAAAUGCUCAUCAACAACACACACAUCCACUUAAGACACUGGUGGUCAGAAGCUGCGUGGACUUUUUUGGGGAAAGACCUCACAGAAACAGUAAAUCUUCAUGAAAACAUCACAAGUGACUUUAUCCAAAUGAAAAAGAAGUUAAAAAAAUGACAAAUCAACAAUAGCUUUGUAGAAUGUUUGGUGACUUUCACAGUGUACCAUCAUUUUCUUACCAUUGUUUUUGAGUAGUUUACAUGAGGAGUGCGAAUGAGAAAGAACAAUGUAUUGUAAACUGUGUAAUGUAUGUAAAGUGUCUCUUAUUUUGAGAGUUUUUAUUCACAGUUCUAGAAAUGUAAUCAAAGUUAUUUAAAAAGUUUGUGUUGUGUCUAUUACCAAGGUAUGUUCAAAUUCCCCUUAAUGGAAAUCCCACCACCAUCUUCAUCCAGAACAAUCCUUUUAGUUCAGAUUUUAUGAUUGUAAAGAAAGGCUGGCUACACACAAGACAUGGGAGACCACAGAUCCCCCAAGAGUUCCUACCGAUCCCUAGCUUUUUAGUCUUCUGAAUGCAACCAUUAGAUGAUUCCACAAGAUAACAAGACCACACACUUCGUAGUGGAAAUUCCUCAGACAUGAUUUCUCAUGGCUCCUGAUCCACAUGUGAAGCAUGAAGAAACUAGAACUACCCCCUGGCGGUUCUAUCUUUUCUUAAAGUUUCCAACUGCUUAUCAGUGAAAGUAUGGAUGUGGGUCAAGAAGGGCUGGGGUGGUUUCUGUGGCAUGAUUCCAAAUGACCUCAACCUUUGACCUCCAUAUCUAACCAGGUCAGUCAUGAGUAGGCAUUAGCAAAUGUGCAACCCUAACCCGCAAAAUGUUCUUUAGACACUGUAUUUACAAGCAAGGGAUGAACAUGAGGCCCAGUGACCUGUGCCUUAGACCAGUGGUUCUAAACUUGUGCAGUCUCAGGACCCACCACCACCACCCCCUAGAUGACCAAUGCAGUGUUAAU
Molecule: messenger RNA, 4185 nt
Organism: Cheilinus undulatus (humphead wrasse)
Lineage: Eukaryota; Metazoa; Chordata; Actinopteri; Labriformes; Labridae
Product: muscleblind-like protein 2a
Exons: 10
Coding region: 907-2061 (384 amino acids)
Molecular function (GO): metal ion binding
Source: RefSeq, a predicted model, not a curated record